AUGAAUGCCACUCUUCUCCUCCUCGCCGCAAUUGCUGCCACCGCCAUUGCCGCCCCCGCCGCUAAACCUGAAGCCGACGCUGACGCUGGAAGGUGGGGUAACGAGGGAAACGCCGAUUGGAAGCGCGAUGCCGACGCCGGGAGGUGGGGCAACGAGGGUCCCGCCGAUUGGAAGCGCGAUGCCGACGCCGACGCCGCAGGGUGGGGGAAUGUCAAGGGCCCUGCCCACUGGAAGCGCGACGACGUUACAUCCUAA
This is a messenger RNA of Vanrija pseudolonga, 255 nucleotides long. RefSeq lists its product as uncharacterized. Bases 1 to 255 code for a protein of 84 amino acids. The transcript has a single exon. The record is from RefSeq and is a predicted model, not a curated record. Lineage: Eukaryota; Fungi; Basidiomycota; Tremellomycetes; Trichosporonales; Trichosporonaceae.